AUGGUGCAGCAAUUGCCUCCCCAGGGAGGAUCUCGCAAGAUCUCCUUCAACGUUUCCGACCAGUAUGAGAUUCAAGAUGUCAUUGGCGAAGGUGCCUACGGUGUUGUCUGCUCUGCUAUUCAUAAACCCUCCGGCCAAAAAGUCGCCAUUAAGAAGAUCACUCCAUUUGACCAUUCGAUGUUUUGCCUGCGAACCUUGCGUGAGAUGAAGCUGCUGCGGUAUUUCAACCACGAGAACAUCAUCUCUAUCUUGGAUAUCCAGAGGCCUCGCAAUUACGAAAGCUUCAAUGAAGUCUAUCUAAUUCAGGAGUUAAUGGAAACAGACAUGCAUCGCGUUAUCCGUACCCAAGACCUCUCUGAUGAUCAUUGCCAAUACUUCAUCUACCAAACCUUGCGUGCUUUGAAAGCCAUGCACUCAGCGAAUGUUCUUCACCGUGAUCUCAAGCCAUCGAAUCUUCUUCUGAAUGCAAAUUGUGACCUGAAGGUCUGCGACUUUGGCCUAGCCCGUUCGGCUGCAUCGACCGACGACAAUUCAGGCUUCAUGACGGAAUACGUGGCGACUCGAUGGUACCGCGCGCCGGAAAUUAUGUUGACCUUUAAAGAGUAUACCAAAGCGAUCGAUGUGUGGAGUGUUGGCUGUAUCUUGGCCGAGAUGCUGAGCGGCAAGCCUCUAUUCCCGGGCAAAGACUACCACCAUCAAUUGACGCUCAUUCUGGACGUCCUUGGGACACCAACGAUGGAGGACUACUACGGAAUCAAAUCCCGAAGGGCUAGGGAGUACAUCCGAUCCCUUCCCUUCAAAAAGAAGAUUCCCUUCCGGGCUCUUUUCCCCAAGAGCAACGAGCUAGCGCUGGAUCUCUUGGAGAAGCUUCUGGCGUUCAACCCUGCAAAGCGUAUCUCGGUUGAAGACGCUUUGCGCCAUCCAUAUUUGGAGCCUUACCAUGAUCCCGAGGAUGAGCCCACGGCUCCUCCAAUCCCGGAAGGGUUCUUUGAUUUCGACAAGAACAAGGAUGCUCUCAGCAAGGAGCAGUUGAAGAUCCUGAUUUACGAGGAAAUCAUGCGGUAG
Aspergillus tanneri is the source of this 1065-nucleotide messenger RNA. RefSeq names its product mitogen-activated protein kinase (gene PMK1). Bases 1 to 1065 code for a protein of 354 amino acids. Gene Ontology annotation, biological process: protein phosphorylation; intracellular signal transduction. The record is from RefSeq and is a predicted model, not a curated record. Gene Ontology annotation, molecular function: ATP binding; MAP kinase activity. NCBI's taxonomy places the organism in Eukaryota, Fungi, Ascomycota, Eurotiomycetes, Eurotiales, Aspergillaceae. Gene Ontology annotation, cellular component: cytoplasm; nucleus. The transcript has 5 exons.